AACGUCGCUGAAAUGUGCGACCAUUCACUGUUUUCUCUUGAGGUCGAUUUCCGAUUGCAAUAUGUUCAAAAAAUUAGUUAAUUCAGACCCUGAUCUCAAAAGUGUGAAUGUGCCAGAAGAGUUGAGAGACCAUGACGACAAUGAUCACAAUCAAACGGCACAAUCUAGUGUUACAAAGUAUAUAACUGAACAAGAAUUUUUAUGUAAUUUUUUAGAUGAUGUUGAAUAUGAAGAAUUUGAUAAAGAGAAAUCAUCUAAAGGGGCUUCAGAUAUCUCAAAAGGAAGAAAUAGUGUGUCAAAACUUCAGAAACGUGUCAGAUUUCUUAAUCAACAUACAGAAAUAUUUUAUGAGCCACAAGAAUAUAUAGAACAUGAAUAUCAAAAUCUAUCGAGACCUCCUCCAUUAAUACCAUUAGAUGAAAGUGAUCUUGACAUAGAAAAUUCAAAACAGGAGUCCCACAAUUCUGAUGAUAAACUUGAUGUUUUAUGCAAUCCUGAUCAAAUGGAAAUAAUUGCAUCAAAGCCCCGAAGCUUAGAUAUUCUUGAAGAAAGACCACAAAGAGUCAACAGAUACCUAAAAAAACCGCUAUAUGUUCUUUUACAAAAAUUUAAGGAUCAGGAAGGCGUUAUGAAUAGCUCACACAACAGACAGGAUGGUCAGGCAUCUAAAGCUACUCAGAAUAGUAAUUUUGAAUCUAAUUUAGAGAAAAAUAAUUUAAAAAUUAUGAACAAGUCUAACUUUUCUAAUGAGAAGCAAAAUACUUCUGUGAAGCAAGGUAAUUGGUAUAGAUUUUUGGAAACAAUGAAAACAAAAGCAAAAUUACAAAAGACAUCCGAAAAUAUUAUUUCUAAUUCUGAAGUUUCACAUGAAUUUGCAUCUUCUGCAACACAGGAAACCAUGAAAACUGAAGCAAGGAAAGAGUUGGUAACAACACAUGAAAAUACAGUUGCCAAUCCAACUAUUGACAAAAAAUUACAGAAAGAUGCUGCUAUCAGGAAAAAACGUUUGAUUAUUAUGUUAAGAGCACUGAAAAUAAAAACAAUAGAUGAGUUGUUAAAAGAAUAUUCCAAUUAUUUAGAGAAAAAAUUGAAGCUAUUGAAAGCAAAUAAAAAGCUUAUAAAUGAUGGAAUUCAUGAAAAUAGUCUGAAAAAACCUGAAAGCAUGAAGAAAAAGAUAAAAAACAAGUCAGUACAAUUGAAACAUGAGGGAAAGAAAAAAGAAAAUGAGUUUUUGAAAUUACAAAAUGAUUUGAAAUCAAAGCAAUUUGUAACUUCUGAUAGGCCUGAUAUAUUUUAUGAUAUUCAUGAAAUGUUAGAACAAAUGGAUAAUAGUGCAAGUUGUUCAAUAAAUGAUAAUUCAAAAUUUGGAAGUAGUAAUUCUAUCAAACAAGGAGAAAAAAAUGCAAAAAGAUUAAUAAAUAGGAGAUGCUCAGAGAUCACUUCAAUCAAACAUGACAGGGUGUUAGGACUCAGUAACUCUAUUGCACUACUAAAUGAGCAAUUUGCUCAAUAUAAUAAAACUUCUAAGGUUGAAACAGAUAAUCAGAAGCCAAAUGUGAAUAUUGCAUUUAGAGCCUAUAAACCAAUGUAUGUUUUCAUGAAGCCAACAGAAGAUUCAACUAAUUCACUUUCAGGAUUUUCAGGAGUUACCAGCAUAUCAGACUAUUUUCCAUCAUUUAAAAAAACAAAGAGGGUGCAUAGCAAACAGAUUUCUUCUGAAAAUGUAAUAACUAAUGUGAAUGAAAAUGAAAUGAAAAAUGCAAAAUGUGAUUAUAACAGUGCAUUGGACGGUAUAAAUGAUAUUAAAUGUGAAGAAGUCAAUAAGAAUAUUUACAGUUAUGACAAUGAUGAUGCUGUAUCCAAUGAUGAUUCUCAAAGCUCAAAUCACACUUUCGACUUCAUCACUAAAGCUUUGAGUAAAACAGAUUUAGUUGUAAUGCCUUCAGGUGGUAAUAUUAACAGUUAUAGGCUAAAUCAUCUCAAGAAAUAUCCUGAGAAAAAAGGAAAAUGGAAGAUUGAAAAACUAAUAACAGAAUCUGAGAGAAAUCAAUGA
This is a messenger RNA of Ctenocephalides felis (cat flea), 2053 nucleotides long. RefSeq lists its product as uncharacterized. The coding region runs from base 62 to 2053 and encodes 663 amino acids. The record is from RefSeq and is a predicted model, not a curated record. Lineage: Eukaryota; Metazoa; Arthropoda; Insecta; Siphonaptera; Pulicidae. The transcript is spliced from 7 exons.